UCUCUCUCUCUCUCUCUCUCUCUCUCUCUCUCUCUCUCUCUCUCUCUCUCUCGGAUUUCAAGUUCAGUAGUAGAGCAGUAGUAUUAGCACUACUUACAUAGUAAUUAGACGCAAGAACUAUGGCCGGCGGCGGUGGCGGCGGAGGUGGAGGUGGAGAUUUCUUGCCGUUCUUGGCCAUGGUUCUUGUGCAGGUGGGGUUCGCCGGAAUGAACAUAAUCUCCAAGCUGGCCAUGGAUUCCGGCAUGAACCCUUUUGUCCUCGUCGCUUACCGCCAGCUGUUCGCCACUGUUGCCAUCGUUCCCUUGGCUUAUUUCUUGGAAAGAAAAACGAGACCGAAGAUCACCAAGUCUAUUCUGUUCCAAAUUUUCUUAUGUUCCAUUUUGGGGGCAACCUCGAACCAGAUAUUUUACUUCAUUGGGCUAAAAAAUUCCACCCCGACGAUUGCUUGUGCACUGAGCAACACACUCCCUGCAGUAACUUUCAUCCUCGCCGUCCCUUUCAGGCUGGAAACUGCAAGACUAAGGAGCAGGGCAGGGCAAGCUAAGGUGUUUGGGACAAUAGUUUGCGUAGGCGGUGCAAUGCUGCUGUCAUUUUACCAUGGAGGAACCAUUGGCAUAGGUGAAUCCCACAUUCACUGGAAACUAGCUGAUGGAAUUAGUAAAACGAGUGCCAGCAGUCAAGGAAAUUUCAUCUUGGGUCCAUUUCUUGUGAUCACUAGCUGUGUAGCUUGGGCAGCUUGGUUCAUAAUCCAGGCAAGGGUGAGUGAGAAGUUUGCAGCUCCUUACACUAGCUCAGCAAUUAUGUGUUUCAUGGCCAGCAUACAGUGCUUGGUCAUCGGCGCCUGCGCGGAACGCGACCUGUCUGCUUGGUCACUGAGCUCCGGCAUAAGACUCGUUGCUUCUCUUUAUGCGGCACUUGUGGGUUCUGCUCUAGCAUUUUGCCUCAUGAGCUGGUGCAUACAAAGGAAAGGCCCCCUCUUUGUCUCUGUGUUCAGCCCCUUGUUGCUUGUGAUUGUGGCCAUUCUCAGCUGGGCUCUUCUCCAAGAAAAGUUAUACGUUGGAACUGUUGUAGGGUCUCUUCUGAUUGUGGGUGGGCUCUAUGCUGUUCUAUGGGGAAAGGAGAAGGAGAUAGCUUCACCAGAGGGUGAUGAUCAACAGAUGGAAGAAGGCAAGGGAGGGAAGAAGCUAGAGGACUUGGAGAGGCAAGUGAGUAUGGGUUUAAAUGAGAAAGCACAUGCUGCAAGUUAAAUUAAAUUAGGGAAAAUAUAUUAAGAAGUGAAGUUAAGGCUAGUGAAUGGUCAAUCAAAAUCAAAUUCAAUGUGUUUGUUGAAUAUAUAUAUAUAUAUAUGCCAUGCUAUGCUCUGCCCUCAUUGCCUCUCAGCUUGUUACAUAAACCCAAGUUUUGUUUGGGUUUCUUUAUUCUCAGCUUGACUGAAAGGGUUUAAAAAAAAAUAGAGAGAAAGAGAGAGAGAGUUCAUUCUAAAUUUAUGUUUUUAUUUAUUUUAUUUUUUCCUAAUGUUGUUUGACCUAUGCAAAGGGGUUUCCAAAGAGAAAGAAGAUUAAUUUAAAAAUAUAUAUUGAUGCUGCUGUAAAAUUCUGAAAUAUAUAUAAGAAUUCCCAUGUUUCCGACUC
Messenger RNA from Malania oleifera, 1631 nucleotides. Its product is annotated as WAT1-related protein At1g09380. Bases 120 to 1247 code for a protein of 375 amino acids. Gene Ontology annotation, molecular function: transmembrane transporter activity. NCBI's taxonomy places the organism in Eukaryota, Viridiplantae, Streptophyta, Magnoliopsida, Santalales, Ximeniaceae. Gene Ontology annotation, cellular component: plasma membrane. The transcript has 7 exons. The record is from RefSeq and is a predicted model, not a curated record.